Messenger RNA from Pangasianodon hypophthalmus (striped catfish), 2466 nucleotides. It is a transcript of the gene bscl2l, whose product is annotated as BSCL2 lipid droplet biogenesis associated, seipin, like. Bases 319 to 1365 code for a protein of 348 amino acids. Gene Ontology annotation, biological process: lipid storage; lipid droplet organization. Lineage: Eukaryota; Metazoa; Chordata; Actinopteri; Siluriformes; Pangasiidae. The record is from RefSeq and is a predicted model, not a curated record. Gene Ontology annotation, cellular component: endoplasmic reticulum membrane. The transcript has 8 exons.
GCUAAGUCUGCUACUAUAAAGCUUGGGCUCUCGUAGUGAUUAGUACAAAGAUUGUUUGGAAGAUGAACAGAAAUUAAUCAAGAGCUGAAGACAAGUGGUGCCACAUGGGCAGUCAUGAGGAACAUCUCUUUGUGGGGAUUGUGGAGAAACAAGAAGAAUGUUAAUCUGCGAAUGUGUGUCAAGUUUUUAUGUCAAGAGUUCAUCAUGUGCUAAGAGUGAACUGAUGUAAGGGUACUGAAAAGGACAAGAACGAGCUGAGGAAAACCUUCAGUCUAUGAGAAAGGAAAGAGAAAAGACAAUAGAAAUCACAGCUCAGAGAUGGAGGACUUGAACACAGAGGGCCCUAGCAUACAUGAGCUGAAUACAGAGAUUGGGGACCUCCUGCUCCAAUUCCACAAAGUGAUAACUGGACUGGGUCUAAGGAUCAAACAGAAAGUCGUGCAGACUGCCAGUGUCCUGUGUAUGCUUCAGCUGCUGAUAUUUGUGGCCAUUUUUCUCUAUGUCAGUUUCUAUUACACUUUCAUGCCCACCGCAAGCUUCGUCACUCCUGUGCACUUCUAUUACAGAACGGUCUCGGACUCUGUCUGUUCCUUUCCUGUGGCCAACUUCUCACUGCUAAACAACGGCAAGAAACAGGUAAUGACACCUGGUCAGCCCUAUCAGAUCACACUGGACCUGGAAAUGCCAGAGUCUCCAACAAACAUGGAAUUGGGGAUGUUCCUGGUGAAGAUAUCAUGUUACUCCUAUGAUGGACAGACUGUUCAUGCUUCAAAGCAAGCUACAAUGCUUCACUAUCGCUCCUACCUGCUGCAGACUCUGGAGACUCUGACGUUGCUUCCUUUGAUGCUGAUGGGAGUAAUUGAGCAGAAGCAGCAUGUCCCAGUCGAGCUUUACUCUUCUUAUGUAGACAGCUCAUAUAAGCCUACCGUUGGAGCUGUUAUAGAAAUCCACUCUCAGCAAGUUCAGAUUUACAAAGCCCAGCUCUACAUUCAUGCUCACUUCAGUGGCAUCAGGUAUGUCCUCUAUCACUUCCCCUUCACAUCAGCUGUGGUGGGAGUGAUGAGUAACUUCAUGUUCCUCAGUAUGAUCAUCCUCAUUGGCUUUGUGCAGAACAGCAGCUUGUGGCCACAUCUACGUUUUGGAAAAUGGAAUAAACCUAGAGAGAGGAGAGAAGAUAUACUAGAAGAUACAUAUCAGUGUGAGAGGAACACACACUCUGAGGAAAACUGCACAGGCACAAAAACACAUUUGUUGGAUCCAUCUGAAAUAAGAUCAAGUGACAUCAUGGAUUCCAGUUCUGACAAGAUGGAAGAGUCCAUUUUUGACACAGAAGUGAAGGAAAUGGUUAAGACCAAAUUACUUUAAAGACCUUUAUGAUUAACAGGUUUCAUCUGAAGCAGUGGAUGGAUAGAUUGAUUUGAAACAUAGAUUUUUGCCUGAUGGAUUGUCAGUUUAAGCUCCUAAAACCAAACAGACGGAGAGGUUUAAAUAAUAAGGGUAAAGGUUAUGAGCAGCAAAGGGAAAAGCAAGCUGGAGUUUCAAAGUGUGAGUUUCAGUCAUCUAAAAAGUGUGAACACUGGGCCUCAUUUAUCAAGCUGGAUAUGAGUGAAUUUAUUUGUAAAUCGUUCGUAUGCACAUUUACAGAAGAAAUUUGGUAUUCAUGAAAAUCCUAUUAGUUCAGUAAAAUGUUUAUCCUAUGAGAGUUCCUGAGUUUGCAUAAAUUUUUUAUUAAUAUAUAUAUAAAAUAACUAAUAUUUUUAUUGGUGUAGACAUAAAUACAAAAUCUGCUUCUGAGAAAUUCCUUUCCGAUUUUGUCAUCAUUCCGGCUUUCAGUUCUCUGUAAGCUUUACCUUUUGGGGUUUUGUGGGCAAAUGACUGUUCAUGCAAAUGAACUGUUGCGUGCAUGUGUUUUGCACAUCACAGGUGAUUGACAUCAUCCACGUGAGUAUGAAUAGAAUCAGAGUUACUGCAUUAACUUUUGUAAAUUUGGCAAAAAUGUGUAGUUUGGUGUGGCCUAGGAAAACACACACAUGACUUUACUGAAAGAUUGAUAAAUGAAGCCCAGUGUGUGCAUGAAUGAAUUAGAAAUAAAUUUGUUCCUUAUUUAAGUUGAUUGCCAAAAUGCUCUCAUUUGUCACACUUAUUAGCCAAUGUAUACAACAUGCAAAUCAUUGUAAAAAUGGAGAAAAAAAAGUUAAACUGUAAAACAGGAAAUUUUGUUUGUGUGUUUGUGCAAAAUAAGGUUUGCAUGUAUUUACAUGUCCUCUCUUUGUGCUGAAAAAAAACAUGGAAAGACAUGGAUGAACAUGCGUUGGCUCUUUGAAUAACUACAGCCCUUUUAUUUUAUUGUAUUGUAUUUUUUCUUUAGUAAAAGUACACUUUCAGUGAUUUUAGUCCCUCAAAUGGACAAAUACUCAAAAACAAAUCAUUAACAACUAUAUUAAAACCUCAGGGAGUAUGAUAUAU